Messenger RNA from Brenthis ino (lesser marbled fritillary), 5796 nucleotides. The record is from the annotation of a GenBank genome assembly. NCBI's taxonomy places the organism in Eukaryota, Metazoa, Arthropoda, Insecta, Lepidoptera, Nymphalidae.
AUGAUCAAAAUAUCAGCGUUUAAUGUUGAUUCAGAAGAGAGUGAAUCAGAAGAAGAAUUUAGUAAACAAGCACUAGAGCAAAUAGCUCUUCAGGAGUAUGCAAAAGCACUCGACUUGCAAAGAAAGGGAAAUAUUUCCGAAGCAAUACAGCUUUUAAAGGACUUAUUGGAUACUGAAAUAUUAUACGAUGUUCAAAAACCUAAAUCUAAGGAUGAAAAAAUGUCACUACCAUUAUUCAAUUUAAAAUAUUUGUGUUAUAAGAAUCUUGCAUCUAUGUUACAUAAUGCAGGGGAGCUCGAUGCAGCAAUAGAAACUUACAAUGCGGCCUCUGAGUUAGAUGACACUGAUAUUACAUUAUGGCAUCGUUUAGGAGAGGUAAGCAUGCAGGCAAGAAAUUAUGAAAUGGCUUUACAUGCAUUUCAGCGAGGGGUUGAAAAGAAUUCCCGUCAUUGGCCAUGUCUUGACAAAAUGAUAAUUCUUCUAUUGGGCUUAGGAUACAAAGAGCACUGUAUUACUAUCAUCCAUGAGGCAUUACAACUGGAUCCAGGAUAUAUGAGAGGACUUGUAUAUAGAAGACACAUUUAUACUGUCUACAGACAUAUGAGACAAUAUAUGGUACAUAUAAAUCCAAUAUACACUUGGAAUGAAGCAGAUGAUGAGCCAAUAGAUGAAGAAAAAGCUGAAAAGCUAUUAAAAGAGGCUGAGGAAGUCCAAGAAAUAUCUGUGCAACAGCAAAAAGAUGAAGUAUUUAAAUAUACUGUACCAAAAUUAAAAUUAGAAAAACCAAUUUCAAGAACCACUUGGAAAUCUGUUGGUGAAUCAUUGAUUCAUAUGCAUAAAUAUAUAACAGAAAAUGGCUUCAGCCAUGCUUGUCACAUAGAAAUAGUUUUUGAAGAAGAAGAAAUUGAAAUAUGUGAAGAAUCAGAACCAGUGGAAGUAAGUGUAACGGAUAGUGAAAAAGCUUCAGUGCGAAGAAGGGGGUGUGCAGUAACAUCACUUCAAAGAUGGGAGUGGUGUACCAGACGUAAAUCAGGACGAAAAAAACCUGACAAAGAAACUAUUUAUGAUAUACUGCAUAAGAUGGUGCCACUUGGCUUAGUACCAGAAGCAGCACAGAACAAAGAACAGGUUGAAGAAACAUCUCCAGAAGUAGCAAACUUAGUUAAACUUUUUGAUGAGACAGUAAACAAUGAUGAAACUGAGGGUUAUUUUGGUAAAAACAGUGAAAAGGAUGAUGUGAAAUCAUUUAUAGAUAAGCAUACAAAGGAGACAAAAGAUAUUAUUGAUUUAUUAAAUGAUUAUCUUAGUAUAUUAAGUAUUAAAUACAAGUUAAAAUGGCCUGAAGGGCUUUCAAAGGUGUAUGUAGAAGCAAAUAAUUGCUAUAAUAAUCAUACUGAUAUUCCAGCUUGUAAUGAUGAAAACCACAAUAAUUUAUUACAAUAUGUGUCUAUUAAUUUGUUAGCACAAGAAUUUAUGGUGAACGAGAAGAUAAAUUUAGCAUCAGAUAAAGAAGCCACUCAUGAAUUAAAUGUGGUAGAAUCUAUAAACCUAAUAAUAUCACAAAAACCGACUAUAUUUUCUGGUUCUGAAUGUUUAGAAAAUAUUUUACGAUCUCUUUGGCUCAAAGUACACAUACAUUAUUUAAAUAAAUGCAAUCAAUUUAUGCUGGAAUAUCUUUACUUGCUUUUGGAGGAAUUUCAAGCUAUGGGCGAUCAUCAUGAUACUUAUUUUCUUUAUAUUACCAACUUUACUUUUAGACCACUUAUUCAAGAAAAUGAAAUUUUAAAGAGUAUAACUUCUAUAGAGAGAAAUAUUAAAUUAUCAAUAGUUAUGGAUUUAUAUAGGCGAGGAAAUUAUGAGGAAGUUUUAUCAAUUAUUAUAGAAUCUUUUGAGCAGUGCAAGAUGAUAGCUAGAAAACAAGAUGAAAAAAUAUCAUUAGAUUUCGCUGUUCAGUUAUAUGUCAUAAUAGAAAGUUAUUGGGCUUUAAACAAAAUUGAUUGUUGUAUUAAAUGGGCAUUUGUGUGUUUACAUGAGUCGUUAAAGAUCUAUUUAAUUGUACAAUCAACUACAAAAGAAAAUGAAAAAUGGUCCCGUACUAUUACUAAAAUAUUAUAUUGCAUAGAACACAUACUAGAGACUGAAGGAUUAUCAGUUUUAGAUAUGGUGUCUGAAAAAGAACUAAGCCAAGGAAUUGAUGAUUUAAUUCGGUUAAUGAGUCACCAAAUAGAAACAAAUUUGUCUGAUAUACCAUUUGAUACUAUAUCUCCAUGGAUAAUAUUGCAUUAUAUUUUACAAAGGGAGGAAGAUCAAGGAAGAAGUAGGGUCAAUUCAGAUAAAAAUGAUGCAGUGCCAAACUCUUUGAAAGUUUUAUUUUUGGCUCAUGAGGAGUUAGGUGAAAAGAGCUGGUGCUGUCAUUCAGAAGGAAAACUACUUUAUUUCAUUCUUGAUAAUGUAGUGCCUCGACUUCGUGCUCCAGUUUUUGCAAAGUCUUUAGAGCAAAUUAAGAGAUAUUUGGAACAGUGUGUAUUCUGUCUUUAUGCAUAUCAUCCUGUAAAGAAGCCGAAGAUGAAAGCUGUAGAUCACAAAGCCAGUGGCUCUCAUACAUUAGAUUGGAAAAGAGCUCAACAAGUAUAUGAAAUUUUUCGACCUACUGAAAUGCCUGUAUUAACUGGUAACGUGGCGGCAAUAACCAUCGACAUGGAAACAUUAUUUCAGCGCAUCUUAUUAUUAUUGCCAGCAGAAUACGAUUUAUCUAAGUAUGUACUGGAGACAGAAAAAUAUAUUAAUUGCGUAGAAGAAAAGCUGCCAGUGGUUCCGCCAUUGUUACCUUAUAAAAUGAGGGAUAUUUACCUGUAUCUGGGUGAUCAUCAUUUCAAAAGGAAAGAUUAUAAAUUGGCAAUAAAAUAUAAUAUAUUAGAUGUGGUAAUUAAUAAUGAUCGCUUUUUAUCUUGGGCUCAAAUAGCUCUGUCUAAGGCAGCUAUGUUGGAUAAUGCAUUAAUUUUAUUUAACAAUUUUAACGAGGAGACAGAGUUUUUAAAUACCGCGAAGUCCACCAUCCGAUGUUUUAAACGAUCAGUAGAGCUAAAUCCUAAAGUUUCUUACUUGUGGGUAGAGUAUGGAAUGUUUGCGUACAGAGUGCAUUCUUUUUGUUCAAGGCUUUUAAAGCAGGCUAGCGAAUCACUUAGUAUGGAAGAAUUUGAGACAAUCGAAAAACAGAAAGAGGACUUUUUAGAUAUUACUAACAAUUGUUUGACUGUUGUAGAAAACUUACAGAAGACCUGCCCCGACUCUGAUAAAUCUGAUAAUUGGUUAUUGUACUACACUUUAGGGAAAGUAGCAGAAAAAAGAAAUAAACCACCUUCUGUUUAUCUAACAUUUUAUAUGCAAGGUGUUAAAAGUUUAAAAGAAUCAGGUGCUACAUAUCCAACAAAAAUAAGCUACAAUACAUCAUCUCAUCUUUGUAUAGAAGUUUUAGAACUUCAUUAUAGGAUACACGCUUCUAUUCUUAAAUAUAUUGAGCAACAUGAGAACAAACCGAUACCUGCAACUGUAGGGAAAGUAUUUAUUAAUUGUUUAGAGGAAUGGAAGCAUGGACCAUUUUCAAAAAAGAAUAAAAAAUAUAAUGACAUGGAUAUUGAAAUUGAAACUAAAUCAGAAACACAAUCGGUUCAAGCGGGAAAUAUACUUAAGCGGUCUGUUAGCGAUGCGGGUGAAGAAGACACUCAUGAAGCUAAGCGAUUAAAAUUAGAAGCUGCAGCGGCAAAAGUAAGACGUUCGGCUUCAUACGACACUGAAUGCUUUAGUCAUAAAGAUUCUUCGUUACCUACUGCUCUAGAUAGAGAAGACACAAAAGAAGAUGAGAAUAUUGUUGGAGAUGUUAAGACUGAUGCUCCAACUCCUAAUGAGCAGGUAAGUAAAACCUUGGAAUGUCCACAAGAAAAACUACAGAAAACUUUGUCCGAAGACACUGAAAUAAAUAACGAUAAACAAGACGAAAGUUCCAGCUCUUCUUCAUCAUCUUCUUCAUCUAAUUCAAAUUCAAGCGAAUCAUCUUCAGAUAGUUCAAGCAAUUCCAGUGCAAAUAGUGAUAACUCAAGUAAAUCAUCCCAAGAUAGUAAACCCAUAACAGAAGAAGAAAUAAAUAAAAUAGUUUCAGCUUGUCUCGAUGCGUUAGAAGAUUGUGCAAGCCGCUAUACACCGCACUAUAAAGCCUUAUAUAGGCUUGCACAUUAUCACUUUUACUCUAAAAAGGGUAAAGACAUCGAAAAAUGCAGAGAUAUCAUGUUGUCUACUUUCGUUUCGAGGUCAGGUCAAAAAAUGACUGGACUUUUUAGUGACAAAAAGUCCAAAAACUUUUUUAAUAAUAUUUGGAGGUUUACAUCUACAGAUGUUGAAAAAGCUGGCGGUUUCGCGUCUCAUAUGAAUCGUUCCGUAUUACUUACUUUAGAAAUAUUAAAAGAGAUAGAUGACCAUAAAACUUUACUCGAUAUAAGUUUACAUUUGCAAAAGAAUCCAGAUAAAGAUAAAAAAUAUUUACGAGAUUCUGAUAGAGAAGAAUUGGCGCAGCAAGCAUUUACAUUAUCAGUUCAAUCUCUUAAAGGGCAAGUCUUCAGAUUCAGUCAACAGGAAGAUUUGAAAAGCAAUGAAGUUGAGCGACAGGCCCUUAAAAGUCUGAUGUUUGAUAUUAGCAAAGCUUAUAAUAAAGUUCAAAAGCAACCAAAUUCAAAGCAACUCGUUAACUUACUCGUAGAUGCUUACAAACUGGUCAUGACUACGCCUGUUACGGAAAAUAUGAACUUAGUUGAUCUUAGUAUAAAAUAUUGUAGUAAUAUAUCAAAGCAGCAAGAAACAGUUGCGAGUAUGGAUAAAACUCAAAACUUACAAAAGAAACAAAGCGUAAAAUAUAUUGAUACGCUUAAGGCAGUCGCGGUCGUGCCAACCCAGACAAAAGUAGACCCUAAACCUCAAAACACGUCUUCAUCGGUUAUACCGAAGAUAUCAUCAUCACAAGAAUUGUCAUACCCGGAUUAUCUGCCGAUAUUAAAUGAUCCACUACUCUCCCAACAAACUGCAGCAGCGUUAUCGUAUAUCGGCAACAUGAGCGCUUUAGCCGGCUAUGCAUCUCUUCAGAAUUCAUUGCAAUCCACUUUCGAAACGUCAUUUCAAAGCUCGUACCAAGCAGAUAUUUACCGACUGUUUCUGGAGCAAAAUUUUUCGCCGUAUAGCAUGAUGCAUCAGAAAAAGAAGCGUGGUCCAAAACCCAUGAGAAGAUCAUUGUCGAGUGGUUCAUCGCAAACCAAACAAAAACCAUAUUCGGUAUCCUUGCCAUCUGUAUCGAAAGCUGCUCCUACCCCUGUCAUAACCAGCCUACAGAAAUCAACGUCUCAAUUAACUCCUAGCAUGGGAACAGUCUUGUCAUCGUUACCUCCUUCGAUGACUGCAAGCCUGACCUCUUUUGGGGCAACAAGCACGCAUUCAAGUUCUCAUAGCUUCAUUCCUCAAGCGCACUCUUCGAGCUCGUCGAUAUCCGUCCACUCGAAACCUACUAUCCUUCACAAAGUCAGUCCAAGUAAAACACUGCAGGAAAAAUUGGCCGAAAAACACAAGAAUUUGCCUUCCACUAAAACUGUCCCUCAGGAGAUUAAUGCGUCGAUAAGUAGACUACCCUCUUCGUUAACUAUAACUAAAACGUCGAGUUCCAAACAGCCGUUGGUGCAAGGAAAGAAGCCAGAAAUAAAAAACGACAUGAGACCAAAACCUAUUUCAUCAGAUGAAGUGAUUGUAUUGGACGAUGAU